Gasterosteus aculeatus aculeatus (three-spined stickleback) is the source of this 1719-nucleotide messenger RNA. RefSeq names its product ADP-ribosylation factor-like 1 (gene arl1). Gene Ontology annotation, molecular function: GTP binding; GTPase activity. The record is from RefSeq and is a predicted model, not a curated record. Lineage: Eukaryota; Metazoa; Chordata; Actinopteri; Perciformes; Gasterosteidae.
CAUUAUCAAAUGUGUUGAAUGUUGCGAAACAAAAACAAAGUCGAGGUGAGAGUUGGUGACGUAGUCCAGCGACACGUCAACCACACGGAAGAAGGUGCCCAUCCGACCUGCCACGGAAGUGCUGACUGAAGAGCCGUAGUCUUAUCGAAAUGGGUGGUUUCUUCUCUAAUCUUUUCUCGGGCCUGUUCGGCACCAGGGAGAUGAGGAUUCUCAUCCUGGGUUUGGACGGUGCAGGAAAAACGACCAUUCUGUACCGGUUGCAAGUUGGAGAAGUGGUUACCACAAUCCCCACAAUCGGGUUCAAUGUCGAGACAGUCACGUACAAAAACCUGAAGUUCCAGGUGUGGGAUCUGGGUGGACAGACGAGCAUCAGACCCUACUGGCGAUGUUACUACUCAAACACGGAUGCAGUAAUCUACGUGGUUGACAGCAGUGACCGCGACAGGAUGGGCAUCUCCAAGUCUGAGUUGGUUGCCAUGUUGGAGGAGGAAGAGCUGAAGAAAGCCAUCCUGUUGGUGUUUGCAAACAAACAGGAUAUGGACCAGGCAAUGACACCCGCUGAGGUGGCCAACUCUUUGGGCCUUCCUGUCCUCAAAGACAGAAAAUGGCAGAUCUUUAAGACCUCGGCCACAAAGGGUACGGGUCUCGACGAGGCGAUGGAAUGGUUGGUGGAGACGCUGAAGAGUCGGCAGUAAAGGCUUCCACCCUUUCUGUAAAUACUCUUGACCUCUGACCUUCCGUUAUGAAGCCUUGUGACUGACCUUUCAUCCCACUUUCCACUGGAAUCCCCAAUUGCACUCCUCCCCUCCUCCAACCCACCUGAAGCCUUGGCUGAGCCCUCCCAAUUCCUAACGCCUUUCAAGUCUGGGACCCCCGGGUGACGGCUGCAGUAACGUCUGGACUGGGCACACGCUCCCGAUGCCACGAGCGAGGGUUUAAAAGAGCUAGACGAGUCUGAAUCCACAUUUUUCCUUUUUGUAAAUGCAAAGAAAAUUCCUAGCACACGUGAAAAGGCGCAAAUGGGACGAUGGAAGUGUCAUCACGCCUGACGGGGAAUCUCUAAAUGAGGCUCCUUUGAAAGCCCAUCCACACUAGUGCUCCGUAGCGUUGUCGAAAAGCGCACGUCUUUACCCGACCGUGCGUCAGCUAGAUGCACCAGUUAAACUCCCGUAACGCCACCAGAAGAGGACGGGCGCCCAUGUGCGCGCAGUGCCGUCAUGAUCCACCGGAAGGCGGUGUUUUAUCGUAAAAGGCACAAAUAUCAGUCCUGCUCCUCAACUAAGCAGCCAGAGGUGAAGACGCGAUCACUGGGGAGAAGCUGCUUGAUGCCAAAUCAUUAGAAACUGUAUGAUCAUAUGCUGGACUAGUCAUACCGCUCUGUGACCCACCGGCUGGGUUGGUAGAAAAUGUUCCAAAUACUUUUGGAAAUUGCUAAUUUGACCUCCAUCUCAUCCACUAUAAGUCUUCUGGCCAAGUGUUACUGCAGCCUGGGCGGUUUUUGUACUAUAUUGUUAGGCAGAUAGAAUGUCAUGGAUUUGUUUUUCUUCCUCUUGUGUACUUGUUCUUUUAAAAAAAUAGUUAAAGCCCUUUUCCUUUGAAAAUGCAUCUUUGGCAAUUAGUUACUGAACACUAACAGUAUGCUCAAAGUUUUAUGGUUGCAUAUUUAUAUCUGCUUGUACAGUAAAUGAUUCUCAGUAAAGAGUGCUAUCAGUGAUUGUA